ACAUUUGACAAUGCGGUGAUAAAAGCUAGAAAAAAUUUCGAGAUUCCUUGUGUUAUGAGGUACGACUUAGACACUCAGUUAUGUUUUAAUAUAUAAAUAACGGCGAAAAAAAGGAUCAGAAUUUAUAAAAAUGGCGUCAAGCGGAAACCUAGGAAAUACCUCCGAAGAAACGUUUGAUAUGUUAUGUUCGGCGUGUAAAGAACAAAAUAUAAACAAGGAAGCUGAGAAAUAUUGCGUAGAUUGUCGGGAUUACUACUGUUCAGAGUGUUUGAAAUUGCACUCGUCACUUCCGGCACUGAAAGGGCAUAAACUUCUGGGUAAGGAAGCUGGUCAGAGUAGACAAUUACCCAUGGUGCCAACAGAACGAUGUGAGAGACACGACUUUAAAACAGUUGAUAUGUUCUGCCAGAAUCAUGACCAGAUUGGAUGUGGAACCUGUAUUGCGGUUGACCACAGAACAUGUCAAGAUGUGUUCUACAUACCGGAAUUUCUGAAGUCCAGGGCCAACGUUAUACCAGAAUUUCUACAGCGCAUGAAAAAUAUCGAAAACAAAUUUAAAGAGUUUCUUAAAACAUUUAGCGACGAAAUUGAUGAUCUGAAAGCAAAUAAACAAAGGGAAAUAGAAACCAUCAACACGUUUGCCAAGAAGCUUGAAGAAAAGAUUAAAGAGGCACAGCGAGAUGCUAUCUCUAAAGUGGAAGAGCGAUACGAUAAACUUAUGAUGAAAAUAAACAGAGACAUUGACAACAUAAAAAGAGAACAGGAGACUUUCGAGACAACAAAAGGUUUCAUUGAAUCUACAGUCGGGAAUAACUCUCAAGCUUUUGUUGCUAUGAAAUUAAAUGGAAACAAAAUUGCAACAACUGAAGCAGCAAGCGAUGGCAUCGCGAAGAUCAAACUUGGCCGAAGAGUUCAUUUCACGUUAGAUCCUAAGUUUGACGAGAUCAGUAAGGAACGAAUGUGCUUCGGGUAUGUCAACAUAAUACCAUAUAGCUUUGAAUAUAAAGGUACAGUUGACAUCAAAUUAAAUUCAGAUACAAAUUCAUGUGAUAUAUAUGGUUCAUGUGUCCUCCCAGACGGGUCGAUAUUGUUCGCUGACAGAAACAAUGAAAAUCUUAAGCUGAUUGAUGGUGUUGCUUUGACCGUUAUAGAUCACCAUGAUCUCAAGACUAUGCCAUGGGAUGUGUGUUGCUUAGAUGAUAAAGAAGUAGGAGUUAGUCUCGACAAUAAGAAAAAGGUUAAAAUCUUUAAUGUAGAUCAAAAAUUGUUCUACAAAUAUGAGCUUAGUUUCAGCUUUAGUUGUAGGGGAAUAUCGUAUUGUGAUAACAUACUUUACAUAUCUGAUUGGGAAAGCAUUUACAUGUGCAGUUUGGACGGGUCUAUCUUGAAAACAUUCGCAAGUAAUUUUACACCUUCAAGUAUUUACAAUAUAUUUGUGAGUAAACAGUGCAAUAGUAUUUUUGUAAGUAGUGAAUUCGGUGGUAAAGCCUUAUGCCUUAGCAGUCAAGGCAAUAUAUCUCAAAUUAUUUCAAACGAGAUUAUAUGGCCACGUGGUUUUGCAACUGCAUAUGAUGGAAAAGUUUUUGCAGGUGGAUUUUUGUCAGAUAACGUCAUUCUUCUAAACGAAAAGGGAGAGUUUGAAAAUGUUGUUAUCAGAAAAGGUCUAUCAAGGCCACAAGCUUUGUGCUUCAACUGUCACAAUGGUUGUUUGUAUGUUCCAAGCAUCAAUACCGAUAGCGUGCAAAUCUUUGAGUUGGAAUGA
This is a messenger RNA of Mercenaria mercenaria, 1762 nucleotides long. RefSeq lists its product as uncharacterized. The record is from RefSeq and is a predicted model, not a curated record. The transcript is spliced from 2 exons. Gene Ontology annotation, biological process: signal complex assembly; protein phosphorylation; positive regulation of DNA-templated transcription. Gene Ontology annotation, cellular component: nucleoplasm; focal adhesion; chromatin. Bases 131 to 1762 code for a protein of 543 amino acids. NCBI's taxonomy places the organism in Eukaryota, Metazoa, Mollusca, Bivalvia, Venerida, Veneridae. Gene Ontology annotation, molecular function: protein tyrosine kinase activity; zinc ion binding; ubiquitin-protein transferase activity.